Eremothecium cymbalariae DBVPG#7215 is the source of this 426-nucleotide messenger RNA. It is a transcript of the gene EMC5, whose product is annotated as Emc5p. NCBI's taxonomy places the organism in Eukaryota, Fungi, Ascomycota, Saccharomycetes, Saccharomycetales, Saccharomycetaceae. Gene Ontology annotation, biological process: protein folding in endoplasmic reticulum. The coding region runs from base 1 to 426 and encodes 141 amino acids. Gene Ontology annotation, cellular component: EMC complex. The transcript has a single exon. The record is from RefSeq and is a predicted model, not a curated record.
AUGAUGUCAAUCAUAUCCAAAGUGCUAAGCACACUAUCAAUACUUCAGUUGGUACAUUCAGGAUUCUCCAGCUUUGAAUUUUACCAACUAAAGAAACAAUUAAGCUUAAUCGAUGGGCUCCAACAAGAUAUUACCUUACCGUAUGACAUCCAGUUAGAAGUACUAUGUGGCCUUCUACUUUUCACACUGAGCGUAUUCCUAUCCUUCGAGAAACUAAAGUAUAUUCCAUUGGUGCGGUCUAGAGAAUUGCUUACUCAAAAUCAGUACUUGCAGGAAAUCCAGAUGAACAAGGCUACAAAAAAGGACAACCUGAUAGGCAAUGAUCCCUUUGGAGAAUUCAGUUGUAUGCCAUCUUUCAUUAAUAUCCAUAGGAAGCGAAAAGAAAUAAGAGACUACUUAUCCAUCAAGGAAGUAGAAAAGGAGUAG